Messenger RNA from Melospiza georgiana, 6147 nucleotides. It is a transcript of the gene AKAP13, whose product is annotated as A-kinase anchoring protein 13. Gene Ontology annotation, cellular component: membrane; actin cytoskeleton. NCBI's taxonomy places the organism in Eukaryota, Metazoa, Chordata, Aves, Passeriformes, Passerellidae. Gene Ontology annotation, biological process: regulation of Rho protein signal transduction; positive regulation of canonical NF-kappaB signal transduction; adrenergic receptor signaling pathway. Bases 41 to 4351 code for a protein of 1436 amino acids. The record is from RefSeq and is a predicted model, not a curated record. The transcript is spliced from 31 exons. Gene Ontology annotation, molecular function: MAP kinase scaffold activity; guanyl-nucleotide exchange factor activity.
UGGUGGGCUCUGCUCCUCUGCUCCCAGCUCUUUGGACAAAAUGUACGAACGCCACAAGAGGCGAUACAGCCUGUGCGACAUCUCCAAGGUGGACAGGACUGUAGAUGUUGUGUUGUUGAAGAUAAACCGUGGGAGCUGGUGUCCGCUGGAGCCGUGUCCUGACCCCUCCCUGCUGGAGCGCAAGCGCACGCGAGAUUCUCCAGAAUGUGAGAACUUCUUGGAGGAUGGGCUGAGCAGCGUCUGUGCCUCGUCACAGGGUGCUCUCAAAAGAGAGUCUGGGAGUGAGUCUGACCUCUUCCCCUUGCCUGGUGAUGGGAUGGAAGACCUUGUCUUUGGGAAGCAGCCUGAAGAGGAGCAGUCUGCCUGCGAUGUCACCAGCUCCAGCUCCUCUGCAGACGACACCGUGUCCCUGGAGAGGAACUCAUCCCUGGGCAGCGACACGUCCCUCCCCUUCCCACCCGUGGGGAGCUUCGCCCAGCCCAAGGACAGGCACAGCCUGGAUGGCAGCUGCACCAACAUGGUGUCCUCAGAGGGAGGAGAGAAGGAAGAGGAGCUGGACAGCAUCACGGACGUGCCCACGCCCUCGUCCGUCCUGCGCGGCUCCAUGCGGCCGCUGUCCCCGUUCCGCCGGCACAGCUGGGGGCCCGGCAAGAAUGCCACCAACGAGGCAGAAAUCAAUCAGAGGAGUUCAAUGCGAAUUCUGGGGGAUGGUAUAAAGAAGCCUCCCAUUCAUAGGAGAAGUUUGAGCUGGUGUCCCUCAGGCGUACAGUACCUUGCCAUGGGUCCUGACUUUACUUGUAGAAGUUACAGCCUAGAAGGCCUUACUGGAGACUCUGGUGAGAACAAGAAGCCCUCUACAAACCUGGAGGCUUCUUCCCUGAGCUCCAAAGACCUCAGGAGGAGUCCCCUUGCCAGCAAUCAGUCCCUGGUGCUGCUCGCUGAGGAGCUCGAGCAAGGAGAAAUCAGAGACUACAACCACCAGGUGCAUCAGGCAUCACAGCCACAAGGAUUUAACUUCUGCACUUCUGCUGCUUCAUCUCCACUGACCAAAUCCAUGUCUCUAAUGUCAAUUAGCAAACCAGUGCUCGACAGUACGCAGUCGUUGGGCGGCUCCAUGGGCUCCUCUGUGCAGAGCAUAUCUGAAGAGAGCAGCAGUGUGUCUGCUGGUAAAGGUGUAACAAAAGUCAGCCGCACCUUCAGCUACCUCAGGAAUAAAAUGUCCAGCAGCAAGAAGAGCAAAGAAAAAGAGAAAGAUAAAGAGAAGACUAAAGAGAAGGACAAGGAUUCCAAGGAGAAGGAAAAAGAUAAGAAGCUGUUGAAUGGACAUCUCUUCACUGCAACCUCUGUUGUAGCCCAAGCAACCUGUUACCACUGUAUGAAGCCUUUCAACAAGGAUUCGUACUACUGUGCAAACUGUAAUGCAAUUGUUCAUAAAGGCUGUAAGGAGAAUUUUGCUUCUUGUGCAAAGGUCAAAAUGAAGCCACAGAGAGGGAUGCUGCAGGCACAUGAUACCUCUUCAUUACCAACAGUAACCAUGAGAAACAAAAGCUCGCAGCCCAAGGAGCGCCCGCGCUCCGCGAUCCUCGCGCCCGACGAGAGCUCCGUCACCUCCAGCUUCAGCAACAGGAGAUCACAGCAGCCCUCUGCGCUCUCCAAAAGUGUCUCCAUACAGAACAUUGCAGGAGUUGGGAAUGAUGACAGCUUAAUACACACUUGGAAAUUCCUGUCGCAGUCAACAGACUCUUUACAUAAAAUCAGCCGGGUUAAUGAAUCCAUGGAGUCACUGGUUGAUGAAGGUGCAGACAUGAAUGAAGGACAGCUCAUGGGAGACCUGGAAUUAGAUUCCAAGCAGCUGGAGGCAGAGUCCUGGAGCCAAGCAGUGGACAGCAAGUUCCUACAGCAGCAACACAAGGAUGUUGUGAAACGGCAAGAUGUGAUUUAUGAGCUAAUGCAGACAGAAAUGCACCAUGUCCGCACCCUGAAGAUCAUGAACGAUGUGUACAGUGCAGCCAUGAUGAAGGAACUGCAGUUUGAUCAGCAAGCAGUGGACAAGCUCUUUCCCUGCCUGGAAGACUUGCUGCACAUCCACAGUCAGUUUUUCCAGCGGAUUCUGGAAAGGAAGAAGGAGUCACUGGCAGACAAAAGUGAAAAGAACUUUGUUAUCAGGAGGAUAGGUGACAUCCUAGUGAAUCAAUUCUCUGGGGAGAACGCUGAGCGGAUGAAGAAAACGUACGGCAAAUUCUGCGGGCACCACAACGAGGCUGUCAAUUACUUCAAAGAUCUUUACAAGGACAAGCGCUUUCAGGCAUUUGUCAAGAAAAAAAUGAGCAGCUCCCUGGUGAGGCGCCUUGGGAUUCCUGAAUGCAUCUUGUUGGUAACACAGAGAAUCACAAAGUACCCAGUCCUUUUGCAAAGGAUACUGCAGUACACCAAAGAAAAUGAAGUGGAACAUGAAGACUUGACUCAGUCGUUAAAUCUUGUUAAAGAUGUGAUUGCUGCAGUCAACAGCAAAGUCAGCAAAUAUGAAAAGAAAAAGCGCCUUGGGGAGAUUUACAACCGGACAGACAGCAAGUCCAUCAUGAGGAUGAAGAGUGGCCAGAUGUUUGCAAAAGAGGACUUGACGCAUCGGAAACUCAUCCGAGAUGGGCCUGUUUCACUAAAGAACUCAGCUGGCCGGUUAAAAGAAGUCCAGGCUGUUCUCCUCUCUGACACGCUCGUGUUCCUUCAGGAGAAGGACCAGAAGUAUGUCUUUGCCUCACUGGACCAGAGAUCCACUGUGAUCUCUCUGAAGAAGCUGAUUGUUCGAGAAGUGGCUCAUGAAGAGAAGGGUUUGUUCCUGAUCAGCAUGGUUGGGAAGGAUCCUGAGAUGGUGGAAGUCCACGCCAGCUCCAAGGAAGAGCGCAACGGCUGGAUACAGAUCAUUCAGGACACAAUGCACACCAUGGAUAGAGAUGAAGAUGAAGGAGUCCCUUGUGAGUCUGAGGUUGAAAAGAAAUUGUCCGAUGCGAAAGUGAGAGGACUGAAAGAACAACUUCAGCAGAAGGAUAAACAGAUCCUGCUCUUGCUGGAGGAGAAGACGAAGAUCUUCCAGGACAUGGCAGACUGUUCUGUGCAGGAGGAGACACAAGGCUCCAGGCAGCUCUUCAGAGCCAGCACAGAAGAGGCUCCAAAAGGAGAGGAAAUCAUGAAAUCAGCAAUAAAUGAAGUUGAAGUGCUGCAACACCUGGUGAGCAGGAGCCUGGGCACUGCCCUUGGACAGCAGGUCAGCAGCACUGCCAUGGACCAGGAGGGAGGAGUUGGCCCCAUCUCACUCCCUAGAAGGGCAGAAACUUUUGGAGGAUUUGACAGUCAUCAGAUGAACGCCUCCAAGGGUGGAGCGAAAGAUGAAGGCGAUGAUGCUCAGGACCUCCGGAGAACAGAGUCAGACAGCAUUUUAAAGAAGGGUGGAAAUGCUAAUUUGAUGUUCAUGCUGAAAAGGGAUAACGAGCAGGUCCUCCAAAGCAUCACCAGCCUCCAUAAGCUGCUCACUGCUUUGCAGGGCGUGGUGCUGCAGCAGGACACCUACAUCGAGGACCAGAAGCUGGCUCUGAGCGAGAGGGCUCUGAGCCGAGGCUCCUCCCGGCCCACCUCGCUGCUGGAGCAGGAGAAGCAGCGCAGCCUGGAGAAGCAGCGCCAGGAGCUGGCCAACCUGAAGAAGCAGCAGACGCAGCACCAGGAGGAGAGGAGGAGGAGGGAGAAGGAGUGGGAAGUGCGUGAGAAGGAGCUGGCGGAGCGCGAGGCCGAGCUGGCGCAGCGCGAGGAGCAGCUGCAGAGGCAGAGGCAGGAGCUGGAGCGCGAGCGGGAGGAGCUGCAGGUGAAGAAGGCGGCCUACCAGCUCGACCUGGAGAGGCUGCGCGCCGCCCAGAAGCAGCUGGAGAGGGAGAAGGUGCAGCUGAAGCAGGACGUGGAGAGAUUUGCUCAGAUGCGGCAGGAGCCUGACCACAACCAGGUUUCAAAUCUACAUGAGAAACUUGCCAGAGUCUCCUCCCAGUCCAGCAUUGAUGAGUCCUCCAUGCAGAAGAACCCUUCCCUUCCUAAACAAGGGCACUUUGAUGCAGAACUGUCUGUCUCCCCCAAAAGGAACAGUCUUUCAAGGACACACAAAGAGAAAAGCACUUUCCAUUUGCUUAGCACAACAAACCAGACUAACAAGGCAGCUGAGGAGCAGACCCAGAUGCCUACUCGCCUCUUCAGUUUAGCCAAACCAAAGGAGAAGAAGGAAAAGAAGAAGAAGGGCAGGGGACAUCGCUCCCAGCAGCCUGAUUCUCACUCGUCAGAAGCACCUGCAGAGGGUGAGGAGAUCUUCUGCUGAGCAUGGACUGUUCCAGUGGUGGCACUGGCACCGUGGACAUCUCCCUGCCUGUGACACAGCCCGUGGCUGGUGCCUGCGCUGGACGAGCAUCUGGAGGUUUUAAACAAAAAAAAAGUUCUGAAGUCUGCUAAGUGGUGGAUAAGGGCCUCUCUCCUGUGGUUCUAGGUGAAUUCUCCCUGCAGAGGCUGUGCAUCUCCCUGUGCAAACCUGGGGUCAAACGGAUUGGGAUAGAUGUUGUCUGUCUCUACUUACUGCUAAAGAAUGAGAGAACAUAGCCUUAAGGGGUCUGUGCCUUCAAAUUCCCCUUUUCUGGGGAAAAGAACCAAAACCAAUCAUUUAGCAAAAGAUUAGGACUCUACAAAUGGUGCAUACACACUGGCAUAUAUAGAUAUCCUGUAUAUGUACAUCUAUGUAUCCACUGGGAUAUGCUUGCAGUCCCUACAGCCAAGGUCCACCCAUGGGGAUGGAUGAUACCUGAGGACUUUCAGGGAGUGUGUAGAUAUUAAAUAUCUUGCCCUUACUGCUCUUGCUGUAACAGUGACCUGCACACCCCUUUUGUGCUGAUGGGACAGGGGAUGUUUGGUUUCAGAAGGGUGCAUUACACCAGGAAGCAGUAACAGCAUUCAGAAGCAACAACUCAGAGGAUAAAAAUUAAAAUUUAAAAUCAUUCUGAAUGAUUUCUGUGGGACAGAGGAAUCAAAUGUCAAACUGUUUCUAGAGUCCAGCAGAACAUUAUUGGGUAGAUUUAAAAUGGCACAGAAAAGAGAAUUUUGGUAGGCUGGUAAGGCAAUCCCAGGGAGCCAGAACAGGCUGUUGAAAUGGAAACAACAGUAAGCAACAUUUUUUUACACAAUCUCUUUGAGCUCCAGCUCACUCCCUCCCAUCCCCGAAGUAAAAAUUAUGUUUUUGCCAGAAUAGAGCUCUCCAGUUGCAUUUGACAUCCCCAUACAAGGCUAGUGACUGAGGGGGGGGGUGGCUAAAAAUCUGCUUUUAUGGAUCUUUGUUCAGUUCUUUGUGUUUUUCUUAGCCUGCUUUUUGUGCUGCUGUUGGGCUUCUGUUUGUCUGGAUUUUGCCACUCGCCCUGCUGGUUUCUGAGGCAGAGUGAGAGCAGCAGUGUCUGGGCAGGUCAGUGAGACAGGGCAGGCUCCAGGGAGGUGGCUCCUGUCCCUGUGGCUGUGCAAUACCGGGCAUUGGGAACCAUUUCUGGGGAGAAGAAGGUUCUGAUGGACAAACCCCCUGUGGGACAGGUCUGGAGGCCGGUGUGGUGCGUCCCCAUGGCCUCUGGGGUGGAGUGUCUGUGCAGAACAGGAAGGUCCAAGGGCAGCUCUUGCUGUGCCAGCUGUGGGGUGUCUGCAGAGUUGUGGAAUAUAGGCAUGUGUUCAGUGGGGGAGGAGAAAUGCAACAAGAUAUUCUUUUCUCAAAAGUCACCUUUCUUCCAAACCCUGUCAGGAGAAUUACCCAAGUGGAUUUGUAAAUGGUUACCCGCUUCAAAAUAGGUCAAGGUUUUGCUCAAGAGUUUGAAGCUGUCAUGUACAUUUCCUUUCCUACUAAUUUGGUUUUUUUUUUCUUUGAAAUGAAAAAAUAAUUUCUCUUCUUGUACUAUUGUUUGAUUUCAGUUUGCUCUCAGGCUUGUCAUGAGCUGGUGACCCACAGCAAUUUUCAGAGUUAGUGCUGAUGAGUAUCAGCAGCAUUGAUGGUGAGGUGGAUGCUUGGGCUGGGCUGUCUUGGUGCAGGAACCCUGCUUGCUUUGGAAGCUCUCUACACUAUUAAAACUCAAAAGAAAAAGAGAAAAAAAA